GUCACGCUGCUGCUAGGUCCACAGUGUGUCAUGGGUCCCUGUACGGCCUCCCAUUGCUGCUGUCUCCAUCGCCACACUCUGCCAUGUGCCACUUUCAGGUCUCCUCACACUCCUGCUGGUUUCCAUUUUGUCAUAGGUUGCUGGCAGAUUACAGGCCUCCCAUAGGUGCUGCCAGGCCCCAAAUCUGCCAUGGGCCCCCGUACCGCCUCGUCACGCUGCUGCUGGGUCCACAGUGUGUCAUGGGUCCCUGUACGGCCUCCCAUUGCUGCUGUCUCCAUCGCCACACUCUGCCAUGUGCCACUUUCAGGUCUCCUCACACUCCUGCUGGUUUCCAUUUUGUC
Messenger RNA from Staurois parvus, 341 nucleotides. Lineage: Eukaryota; Metazoa; Chordata; Amphibia; Anura; Ranidae. The record is from the annotation of a GenBank genome assembly.